GGGUACAUUGCCGUUAUUAGGAAGAUGCUCACAGCCCUGUAAUUUGCUGCCGUGGAUGUAUAACACCACGACCAUUCGCGAUGCCUUUGAACUUCCAUCCACUCUCAUUCAUCAAAAUCAACACUCUUUUUCUCGGUACCUUUCCGAUAUUCUCUCUUUUUCUCUCGUUUCUCACCUCAAGCGGAAUCUUCGGCUGGUCUGAGUGAACGUUUUUUAACCCUCUUUCAAUAACACAACGAAUCAAUUCCCAACGUCAACAAUAUGCGUUUCGAAGUCGCCGCCCUUCUCGCUGCUGCUGCUAGCGCCUCAGCUCAGGCUGUGACUGGCAAGCCUUACGGCUUUGCUGCUGGUGUCACCGGUGGUGGAUCGGCCACUGCCGUAACUCCUACCACUGCUGAUGAGCUUGCCAAGUACCUUUCUGACGAUGUGGCACGCGUCAUUUUGAUCAACAAACAGUUUGAUUUCACUGGCAAAACUGCGACCGGUUCUGGCUGUGAUCGCCGCUCAUGUUCGGCAUCAAAUGGAGGUCAAUUCUACCUUGGCGAGCUCUCUUGCGCCGCUUCAGAUGACAACGUGCCUGUCAGCUCUAUUAAGUAUGACCUUGCUGGACCCACAGCUCUUAAGGUCGGCAGCAACAAGUCCAUCUUGGGUGUCGGCGGAAAGGGUAUUCUGAAGGGCAAGGGUCUUUCUCUCAUCAAGAAUGCAAAGAACGUCAUUAUCCAAGGUAUUGAGUUCACCAACAUAAACCCUGGCGUCGUAUGGGGCGGUGACGCCCUCGACUUCCAGGGUGGUAACGAUGGUGUCUGGGUCGAUCACAACAAGUUCUCCCUUGUCGGCCGCAUGUUCCUUGUUUCCCACUACGCUGGCUCCCGCCUCACUGUCUCGAACAACGAGUUCGAUGGUACAACCACCACCUCCGCCAGCUGCAAUAAUAACCACUACUGGACCAUGAUGUUCUACGGUGAUGGCGAUAAGGUCACACUUGACCGCAACUACCUCCACAAUGUUGCAGGCCGCGCCCCCAAGCUUGGCCAGGACGGCACGACUGGUACCUUCCACGCCGUUAACAACUAUUUCGAGAACAUGAAGGGCCACGCGUUCGACGCCUAUACUGGCGCUCAGGCCCUCAUCGAAGGCAACGUCUUCUCCGGUGUCUCGCAGCCCGUGACCGACAAGGGAGCCAAGAUCAGCACAUUUGUCGUAAACGGCGGUUCUGCCUGCUCUUCUGCACUCGGCCGCGUCUGUCUCGAAAAUAGCGUCGACUCUACCUCCGGCAAGCUGACCGGUGGCUCUACAACGUCGUUCAUCUCCGCGCUUAAGGGCAAUGAUGUCACACCUCUCGCAGUUAACAAGGUCGCUGCGCACGUCAAGGCUAACGCUGGUCCCGCCAACCUGGGCUCUGCCUCAUCCGGAGCAACUGAGAACAAUGUCUCUGCUCCUACCACCACAAAGGCUGCUGCUACCUCCAAGGCUGCUACCUCCAAGGCUGCUACCGCCCCCGCUACCACCACAAAGGCCGCAGCUGUCAAGACCACCCUCACGACUGUCGCGAAGCCUACUGCUACCAAGGGCGCUGCAUCUGGUGGCGCUACGGUCGCUGCUUGGGGGCAGUGCGGCGGAUCGGGCUACACUGGAUCUGUCACAUGUGCUAGUGGGACCACGUGCAAGAAGCAGAAUGACUUUUACAGCCAGUGUCUUUAAGCUUGUGGUUCUUGACGAAGCAUAGAGGCCUUUGAACUGCAAUCAGAAGAGCGGACGAACGAUUUAAUUGUAUAUAUU
Molecule: messenger RNA, 1779 nt
Organism: Boeremia exigua
Lineage: Eukaryota; Fungi; Ascomycota; Dothideomycetes; Pleosporales; Didymellaceae
Product: pectin lyase fold/virulence factor
Exons: 2
Coding region: 262-1701 (479 amino acids)
Biological process (GO): carbohydrate metabolic process
Cellular component (GO): extracellular region
Molecular function (GO): pectate lyase activity; cellulose binding
Source: RefSeq, a predicted model, not a curated record